AUGAUGCUCUUCUCUUGGAGAAUCCAGUCAAUGUGGUCUGUGGUGCCUGUAUUGAAGAGACGAAUUGCACUUCUGCGGUCAUUGUCUCGACCCACAGAAGCUGUACAGGGUUUAAUAGACCUCCUGAAGGCUGCUCCUACAGAUGCAGAGGCAUGGUGUGAAUUAUCGGAUCUAUAUCAGUCCCAGGGAAUGAGUGCUCAGGCGGUAUUUAGCCUAGAGGAAGCAUUGUUGAUUGCACCAAGCUCUUGGAAUAUCCAUGCUCGGCUGGGUGAGCUCCAAUAUCUUUGCGCCGAAUCAUCCAACUUGGAUUCUUCAUAUCAGUUUUUGCGGAGAUCGAUUCGUUCAUUCUGUAGGAGUAUCGAACUUUGUGAUGACUUUCUCAGAGGCUUCUACGGGUUGGCUAAAGUAAGCCACUUCGCUUCUGACCAGUGGUGA
Aspergillus clavatus NRRL 1 is the source of this 435-nucleotide messenger RNA. RefSeq lists its product as uncharacterized. NCBI's taxonomy places the organism in Eukaryota, Fungi, Ascomycota, Eurotiomycetes, Eurotiales, Aspergillaceae. The coding region runs from base 1 to 435 and encodes 144 amino acids. Gene Ontology annotation, biological process: protein folding in endoplasmic reticulum. The transcript is spliced from 4 exons. Gene Ontology annotation, molecular function: protein binding. Gene Ontology annotation, cellular component: EMC complex. The record is from RefSeq and is a predicted model, not a curated record.